Spirometra erinaceieuropaei is the source of this 1958-nucleotide messenger RNA. The record is from the annotation of a GenBank genome assembly. NCBI's taxonomy places the organism in Eukaryota, Metazoa, Platyhelminthes, Cestoda, Diphyllobothriidea, Diphyllobothriidae.
AUGCACCACCCGGCCCCACAAACACAAGCACCGCUGGUGGUGGUGGUGGCGGCGGCGGCGACGGGUGUUCGGGAGUGGGGUUAGUGUUAGCUGUCGGCGUAGAACACCGUCUCAUUCCGACGGACACCUUCCGCCUUCCAAUACGAGAAAAGGCCACCUGGAUGCAUCCUGGGUCAUGACAUUAACACCCGCCGGAUGAUGUCCUCGUCCGCGAGUGAGAUCACUGGGACGGGCUGCUGUCAAAAGCGGUGUCGCGUGUCGAAGAUUGAACCGGCAAUCGCAUCGUCAUCUCUAAUAAAUGGGUCCGCCUACAGCCUCGCAGGAGACAUCAAGGAAGAUGGCCCCCAGAUAAGCUGAAUAUGGCAUCAUUGUAUAUGCAUACUCAACAUCUUCAUUUCGGUAGGGAGAUAGCUCAACGGCCAGACAACAUUCCAGUCGCCGCCGGCGCUGAUGGGAACCUCCGUGGAGAACCCAUGGGGUCAACAGCGGGACGCCGUCCAGUCGACCGCGCUGGUCGUUCUCUGUCGCGCACACCCCUAGCACCAUGACUAAUUCGACGAAAACGACGCCGCCAUCAACAGUCUGCUCUCCGAGAAGGACCUCCUACACAAAGCCUACGUCGACCGCCCCUCCGACGACAACAGAGCAACCUUCUGCCGUAGUCGUCGCCUUGUAAAACAGCGGCUGCGCGAGAUGCAGGACGCCUGGACGGCUCGAAAUGCCGAGGGGAUCGAAGAAUAAGCGGACCGCAACGAGUGGAAGAAAGCUUUCUCCACAAUUAAAGCUGCCUACGGUCCGCCAACUGAGGCAACUGGACCUCUUCUCAGCGCCGAAGAAACUAUCCUACUAACCGAGGAGACCCUAACUCUACUGUGAUGGGCCGAACGCUUCAGAGGCGUCCUCCAUCGUCCCUCCAUCAUCUCGGACACCGCCAUCGCCGUCUGCCGCAAGUGGAGACCGACGUCGACCUCGAUCUCCCGCCCUCUCCCCAAGAAACCAUCCCGGCCGUGCUGCAGCUCCCCAGCGGGAAAACGCCCGAAUCGAGCGCGAUCCCUGGUGAGAUCUACAAGCACGGUGGCCUUCAACUCAUGGAUCAUCUGGCGGCGAUAUUCCAGGAGAUGUGGUGUCAAUGAGAAGUCCUACAGGAUUUCAAGGAUGUCACAAUUGUACAUCUAUACGAACGGAAAGGAAACCGUCAGCUCUGCGAAAACCACCGAGGCAUCUCCUUGUUGAACAUCGCCAGGAAUAUUUUCGCUUGCAUUCUCCUCAGCAGUCUGAAUAAUCAUCUAGAAGAGAGCCUUCUACCGGAAAGCCAGUGCGGCUUCCGUCGUCAUCGCGGGACCACGGAUAUAAUCUUCGCCGCUCGUCAGCUACAGGAGAAGUGUCAGGAGAUGCGGACCCACCUGUACUCUACCUUCGUGGACCUGACGAAAGCCUUCGACACGGUGAAUCGUGAAGGACUGUGGAAGAUCAUGCAGAAAUUCGGUUGUCCGGAGCGAUUCAUUCAGAUGGUGCGUCAGCUGCACGACGGCAUGAUGGCGCGAGUCACGGACAACGGAGUUGUCUCAGAGGCAUUCGCAGUGACCAACGGAGUGAAGCAGGGAUGCGUCCUGGCGCCCACCUUCUUCAGUCUGAUGUUCUCUGCCAUGCUGAUAGACGCCUACCGUGACGAACGUCCCGGGAUCCGCAUCGCCUGCAGUACGGAUGGCAACCUCCUCAAUGAACGGCGGAUGCACUUCCAAUCGCGCGUAUCUAUAACCGCAGUUCACGAACUUCUCUUCGCCGACGACUGCUCCAUAAAUACCACCUCGGAAGAGGACAUGCAACGGAGCCUGGAUCUCUUCUCCACCGCCUGCGACAACUUCAGUCUGGUCCUUAACACGGAGAAGACGGUGGUCAUGCAUCAACCGCCAUCCGGCACAGCCCCCCACAACGCGCUGCAAAUCGUUGUGAACUGA